Ooceraea biroi (clonal raider ant) is the source of this 1740-nucleotide messenger RNA. Its product is annotated as peptidyl-prolyl cis-trans isomerase sig-7. NCBI's taxonomy places the organism in Eukaryota, Metazoa, Arthropoda, Insecta, Hymenoptera, Formicidae. Gene Ontology annotation, biological process: protein peptidyl-prolyl isomerization. Gene Ontology annotation, cellular component: nucleus. Gene Ontology annotation, molecular function: RNA binding; peptidyl-prolyl cis-trans isomerase activity. The record is from RefSeq and is a predicted model, not a curated record.
AGAAGAGCCGUUUGUUUUCGUGCGAGGUUAAGCAUAACCUAGCAGGUUAGGCUUAUAUUAUAGUACUUGCUAUUUUGAAUGCAAUAGCAAGUAUUUUAUGUAGCAGACAUUUAAUAUUCAUCAAUUAAAAAUAAAAGAAUUUCAAAGAGGAUGGCAGUAGUGAUAGAAACCACCAUAGGAGAUUUUACAGUGGACUUGUACAUUGACGAGCGUCCACAAACCACGCGGAACUUCUUAAAAUUAUGCAAGCUCAAAUAUUACAACUGGAAUCUGUUCCAUUCGGUACAAAGCAACUUUAUCGCACAGACUGGAGACCCAACUGGUACUGGAAAAAGUGGCGAGAGCGUAUACGGCAUUGUACUUGGUGAAAAGGCGCGCUAUUAUGAAGCUGAACAGAUACCAAAAAUCAAACACAGUAGGAUCGGUUUAUUGUCUAUGGUAAACUGUGGAAACGACAUGUUGGGCUCACAAUUUUUCAUCACACUGGGAUCGGAGCUACAGUCCCUGGACACCGAGCAUUGUGUUUUCGGUGAAAUAACCGAGGGUCUCGAGAUAAUUCUUAAGUUUAAUGAGACUCUCUGCGACGGGGAUCAUAGACCCUAUCAGGACAUUUGGAUAUCACACACAGUCAUUUUAGAGGAUCCGUUUGAUGAUCCCUUAGGAUUCGUAAUUCCCGACAGAAGCCCGGAACCGACGAAAGAAGUUCUAAUGAGUGACAGAAUCGGAGCACAUGAAGUACUUGAUGAUACGGCUGGUAUGAGCAUGGAAGAGGUUACGGAGAUAGAAAAGGACAAGGAGGCGAAAGCAAGAGCGACGUUGUUGGAGAUUGUGGGCGAUAUACCGGAUGCAGAGAUAGCUCCGCCGGAAAAUGUCUUGUUCGUCUGUAAAUUAAAUCCGGUUACGAACGAUGACGAUCUUGAAAUUAUCUUCAGUCGUUUUGGGAAGAUUGUCGGUUGCGAAGUUAUAAGGGAUCAUCAAACGGGAGACUCUUUGCAGUACGCAUUUAUCGAAUUCGCCGAUCGCAAGAGCUGCGAAGAGGCGUACUUCAAGAUGGACAACGUCCUGAUCGAUGACCGUAGAAUACACGUGGACUUCUCGCAAUCGGUCGCGAAGAUGCGUUGGCGGGGCAAGGGAAAGGGUAUCCAGCAUUUCGACGAGAGGAGUCAAGCGAAGAAACGUGAUGAGAAUAGCAGGGAUAAGAGGAAGGAGGACAGGAUGCACGAUGAGCAUUAUGAGGAAGGUAAAUACGACAAACGAAGGGACAAAAGAAGAAAGGAGGAACGACAGGAUAGAAGUGGCCAUCGGAGAAGGGAUCAGAGCGAAGAAAGAUCCGAAAGGAGGAGCAAGAGGGGCGAAAACGAUGAUCGAAGGAGAAAUCGCAGCGAGGACAGGUCGGAAAGAAGACACAAGAGGGACGAAAACGGCGUCCGCAGGAGAGAUCGCAGCGAGGAUAGAUCGGAAAGAAGAAGCAGAAAGAACGAGGAUCGCGAUCGAAGGAGAGAUCGCAGCGAGGACAAAUCGGAUAGAAGGAGUAGAAAGGAUCAGCACAGCGAUAGGGAGCAUCGGCGUCGCGAUAAUGACGGAAAGAGACCGACGGAGGACGAAGAUGAUGCCAGGUACGGAGAAAGGUCGCACAAGCAUAAAAAGAAACGGUGAAAGGAAAUUAAUGUUAAGAAAAAGUGAGCAAAUAAUGUGACAGAAAAUUUAAAUAAACCCAAGAACUGGGUUUUUUCCGUAAAA